This is a messenger RNA of Staurois parvus, 429 nucleotides long. The record is from the annotation of a GenBank genome assembly. NCBI's taxonomy places the organism in Eukaryota, Metazoa, Chordata, Amphibia, Anura, Ranidae.
UUGAAAGAACUGAAAUCCAGUAAUGAAAGGGGAGGGGCCAGGGACCGUCAGGCUGGGGAGGAAACCAGAAAAACAGGUGGAGCUCUGAAGGGGAGGAGCCGGUACACCUGUGCAAGACUGAAGGGGAGGAGCCGGUACACCUGUGCAAGACUGAAGAGGGAGGAGCCGGUACACCUGUGCAAGAAUGAAGGGGAGGAGCCGGUACACCUGUGCAAGAAUGAAGGGGAGGAGCUGGUACACCUGUGCAAGACUGAAGGGGAGGAGUCGGUACACCCGUGCAAGACUGAAGGGGAGGAGCCACUACACCUGUGCAAGAAUGAAGGGGAGGAGCUGGUACACCUGUGCAAGACUGAAGGGGAGGAGUCGGUACACCUGUGCAAGACUGAAGGGGAGGAGUCGGGACACCUGUGCAAGACUGAAGGGGAGGGA